Messenger RNA from Emys orbicularis (European pond turtle), 1627 nucleotides. RefSeq names its product solute carrier family 38 member 5 (gene SLC38A5). The transcript is spliced from 16 exons. Bases 137 to 1627 code for a protein of 496 amino acids. Gene Ontology annotation, molecular function: L-glutamine transmembrane transporter activity; glycine transmembrane transporter activity. Gene Ontology annotation, biological process: serine transport; glycine transport; L-histidine transmembrane transport. The record is from RefSeq and is a predicted model, not a curated record. Lineage: Eukaryota; Metazoa; Chordata; Testudines; Emydidae. Gene Ontology annotation, cellular component: plasma membrane.
AGUCCUCCCGCUCCGCCGCCCGCGCCGGGACCCUCCGCUCCGCUCCCAGGGUGGGAAGGUGACCCAUGCGCUGUGACCCAGGUGUGAUCUCUGACACACACACCCCGUCCACACCCUGAACCGGCCCGCGUCCGCCAUGGAGCUGCAGAAGAUGGAGGAGCAGGAGGGGCUGGAGAUGUUAAACGGGUCUGUCCCGGAGUGUGACAAAGCCAGCGGCCUGGAAGAUGGGGACCCCACAGUGGAGGUGACGGCGGCCGAGCAGGAGGGCUUCCUGCCCCACACCACCAGCAAGAAGCUGAGCCAGUUCACCGACUUCGAGGGGAAGACGUCGUUUGGGAUGUCGGUCUUUAACCUCAGCAACGCCAUCAUGGGCAGCGGCAUCCUGGGCCUCGCCUACGCCAUGAGCAACACGGGCAUUGCGCUCUUCAUCGUGCUACUGAUCUGCAUUGCCAUGCUCUCCGCUUACUCCAUCCACCUGCUGCUGAAAUGUGCCGGCGUCGUAGGGAUCCGCGCCUACGAACAGCUGGGUUACCGGGCAUUCGGCCCGGGCGGCAAGGUGGUGGCGGCGGUAGUCAUCUGUGUGCACAACACGGGAGCCAUGUCCAGUUACCUGUACAUUGUGAAAUAUGAGUUGCCUCUAGUGAUACAGACGUUCCUGGGCCUGACAGAGAACACCGGGAGCUGGUACAUGAACGGCAACGUGCUAAUUGUCAUCGUCAGCGUCUGCGUCAUCCUACCCCUCGCGCUCAUGAAACAUCUCGGCUAUCUGGGGUACACCAGCGGGCUCUCGCUGACCUGCAUGGUCUUCUUCCUCAUCUCGGUGAUCUACAAGAAGUUCCAGAUCUCCUGCCCGCUGAACGGGACCGAGCCUGCGACCCCCCUCGUCUACUACAAUGGGCACAACGCCAGCGCCGCCGGCACCGCUGGGGACGAGUGCACGCCCCAGACCUUCACCGUCAACUCCCAGACCGCGUACACCAUCCCCAUCUUGGCUUUCGCAUUCGUCUGUCACCCGGAGGUGCUGCCCAUCUACACAGAGCUGCGCAGAGCCUCGAAGCUGCGCAUGCAGAGUGUGGCGAACGUCUCCAUCCUGGCCAUGUUCAUCAUGUACCUGCUGACGGCCAUCUUCGGCUACCUCACCUUCUACGGGAACGUCGAACCGGAAAUGCUGCACACGUACAGCGAGGUGGAUCCCCUGGACCGGCUCAUCCUCUGCGUCCGCCUGGCCGUGUUGAUGGCCGUCACACUGACAGUGCCCGUGGUGCUCUUCCCGAUCCGCAGAGCCAUCCAGCAGCUACUCUUCCACGGGAAGGAUUUCAGCUGGGUUCGGCAUGUGAGCAUCGCUAUCUGCCUUCUGUUCUUGGUCAAUCUCCUGGUCAUCUUUGUCCCUAACAUCCGGGAUAUCUUUGGAGUCAUUGGCGCCACAUCCGCCCCCAGUCUCAUUUUUAUCCUCCCCAGCAUCUUCUACCUCCGCAUCGUUCCCAAUGAAAAAGAACCGCUGAGAUCCAGGCCAAAAAUCCAGGCUGCCUGUUUCGCUGCCCUUGGCUUCAUUUUCAUGGUGAUGAGUCUCGGCUUCAUCGUGGCUGACUGGGUGACGACUGGACGGAGCAGCGGCGGGGGGCACUGA